This is a messenger RNA of Panicum virgatum (switchgrass), 1625 nucleotides long. Its product is annotated as zinc finger protein WIP6-like. Gene Ontology annotation, biological process: anatomical structure development; regulation of gene expression. Gene Ontology annotation, cellular component: nucleus. The record is from RefSeq and is a predicted model, not a curated record. Gene Ontology annotation, molecular function: DNA-binding transcription factor activity. Bases 113 to 1192 code for a protein of 359 amino acids. The transcript is spliced from 2 exons. NCBI's taxonomy places the organism in Eukaryota, Viridiplantae, Streptophyta, Magnoliopsida, Poales, Poaceae.
CAGAGAGCAAAGCUAGCCCUCUCUUCCUCCAGCACUUUGUUGCUCCCCUCCCUUCCCCUCAAGCUGCUAAGCCUCCACUGAAUCCUUGGUGGUUACCUAGCUACUAGUAGUCAUGCACAGCUACAGAGCCAUGCACCCGUACACCCACCACCCCUACCAGCACCACGCCGCCGUUCCCCAGGGCGGCAAGCAGCAGCACAGCGGCGGCAACGACGACGACGACCAGUCCAUGCUCCUCCUCUCCCUCUGGCCCCCCGGCCACCACCACGCCUCCUCGGCGUGCUCGUCCUCCCCCUCCAUCACCUCCACCGCCACCUCCAUGUCCAUGGCCGCCGCUUCCUACCCUUGGCUCGGCCACCACCAGAGCCAUUACGGCAACGGCAGCUGCGGCGGAGGGGGCAGCAGCAGCAGCAGCCACAGCAGCUUCCUGUUCCACGAGCAGCCGGCGGAGCCCGACGUGAGCAUCUCUCUCUCCAUCGCCCCGCCGUGCGCCGGCGCGGGCUUCGCCGCGCCGGCGGUGCCGUCGACGGUGACGACGACCGUGGCUCCCGGCGGUAGCAGUCAGGUGCCCAGCCAGUACUGGAUCCCCUCCGCCGCCGAGAUCCUCGUCGGCUCCACGCAGUUCUCCUGCGCCGUCUGCAACAAGACCUUCAACCGCUUCAACAACAUGCAGAUGCACAUGUGGGGACACGGUUCGCAGUACCGCAAGGGUUCCGAGUCCCUGCGCGGCGCGAUCACGGUGGGCACGGCGCCGCCGGCGUCGCUGAUGCGGCUGCCGUGCUACUGCUGCGCCGAGGGCUGCCGGAACAACAUCGAGCACCCGCGGGCGCGGCCGCUCAAGGACUUCCGCACCCUGCAGACGCACUACCGCCGGAAGCACGGCGCGCGGCCGUACGCGUGCCGGCGCUGCGGCAAGCGGUUCGCCGUGCGCGGCGACUGGCGCACGCACGAGAAGAACUGCGGCAAGCUCUGGUUCUGCGUGUGCGGCUCCGACUUCAAGCACAAGCGCUCGCUCAAGGACCACGUGCGCUCCUUCGGCGGCGGGCACGCGCCGCACAUCGUCGAGACGUCCGUCGCCGCCGAGGACGACGAGGAGGACGACGACGACCACGACGACCUGAUGCUGCACAUGGUGGACGACAACGGCAGCGGCGCCGCGGGCGCCGACCCCACCGACAUGGUCGUCGUCUAGCCAGCUAGCUUCCUUAUUCUUCCACCGUAGUAUCCUACUCCUAUCCUACCUUUUAGUUGCAAGCUAAGCAAGCAGUAUGAUUUCUUGAUGCAUGAGUCGUCUAACGAACGUCAAGGAGGCAUUGCGUGGUGUCUGCAAUUUUUUGCAUGGCAACAAAUGCAUUAGUGCCCUAGAUAGCUACUACUAGAGUCGAUCUUUCAAGUUUGAAGUUGAUGAGUAGUAGGUAAUAAUCACAUGUGUCAAGCAAUGCAAGGUGUGUAGUGUUACAGCUAGCUAGAAGACAACCUCGGCACCGUACGGCCGGGUCAGGUGCUGAUCGAGUUUAGAGAGUUUGUGUACGCCUACGCACGGUGCCGUGUCAUUGUCAUUUCUUGUACCUGUCGUACGUGUGGUCUUUAUCUGUGUCCAAAGUAGUUCUACCACUGUUCCAUUC